This is a messenger RNA of Moneuplotes crassus, 1425 nucleotides long. The record is from the annotation of a GenBank genome assembly. NCBI's taxonomy places the organism in Eukaryota, Ciliophora, Spirotrichea, Euplotida, Euplotidae.
AUGUUUAUUGAGUAUGGGCUUUUACAUGCCCUCGUUAUUUUAUUGAAGAUCCACUUCUUUGGAGUCCUCCCGACUGUCGCUAUUCUUGCUGCUGGCUUCUGGGCGCUCGCUAAAGUCUUGGAUAAGUGUGGAUACCAGUUCACUGUUGGCCAGGAUUUGGUGUUCUUCUUCAGCUCAGGCCAUGAAUCUGCCAACUGUGUAGGAUAUAUCGAAAUGGAGAAAGUCAAAGCAAAGACUCUGAAACAUGAGUGCUUUUACAAGAAAGCAAUUCUCAAUGUCAGGAAGCUCAGACAAGUUCCUGUAACUUUCCUGGGUGUACAGCUCUGGAAAGACGUCACUCCUGAAGUUGCUCUUGAGCAGUUUAGGAUUAUUGACAACAAGUUCGAAUCGGACGAUGACGUAAUAAAACACUGAAAUGAGUGGGCCAAAACGAAUAUCUCGAUGGACAAGCCUCAGUGGGAACUCCAGUUCAAAGAAGACCACACUGAAACAACAUCACUACUAUUUCUAAAGUGCCACCACUCGUUCACCGAUGGAGUCGGAAUAAUCACUUUGUUUGCUUUGUUGAACGAUGACUCUUUGUGUCCGAAGAUGAUGCCGAAGUUCAAAGAAUUCUCAUAUUUACAAGCAUUUAUGCUUAUCGCAUUUACACCAAUCUCUCUGAUAUGUCAAGCUGCAGUGGUGUGGUUCCACAAAGUUGAAGAGUCUAGCAGGAUGCUCCACACACCAACUGGCAGGCUCUCUGAUGAAGCUGUAUACUUGAAAACAAAGACCUUCAACUUCAAAGACGUCAGGAAGUGAUACAAACAGUUCGACAACACCACUUUCAAUAACUAUGUGAUGGGAGUGCUCAGCAAAAGUCUUCACUCUUGGUUCCACAAGAAUGGUGUUGAGCCUCCUCAAGAACUUGUCAUGAGUUGUCCUGUGUCGAUGAAGACGCUCCCAAAGUCUGUCCGCGACAUCGACUUGAACAACUACACCUCCAGCGUGACCAUGGAGUUCCCAGUGUGUGAAAGUCUGAGCGAGUCUAUCAAAAUAACACGCGAAAGAUUUUCAAGAUUUGCAAAGUUCCACCACCUCAUACCGACUGUGUAUUUUCAGAAGCUGUUCAAGUACAUCCCCAGAAAGAUUGGGAGCUUGCUGUACAACAACUUCGUCAAAGAAAUGGAUUUCUUGUUGACCAAUGUCAAUGGACCCAGAGAACCCAUUUAUCUGUGAAACAAACAAAUAUUGAGCAUCACUCCUUUCCUGAGCACAUUCUCGAGCCUGAGUCUGGUGGUGGUCUGAUUCUCGUACAACCAGAAAGUCAGCUUCCAGAUCAUCGCUGACAAGCAACUGCAGAUGGAUCCUGCUGACUUGAAGGAGUUCUUGGAAACUUACUUUGACAGCAGGGUUAUUAAACUAAAGAACGAGCAUAUUUAAUAA